AUGGGGGAAUCCUCUCGAUCCCGCUCCCUCCCUGUAGGAUACAUCUGGAAAGAAAGCAAAUCCCACCCUGGGCAGGACUUGCCCCUUUUGCAACUCUUGGGCCCGCCUCUUGAGGAGGGUCUUGGUCCAUUCCCCCCGCCUUCCAGCCGGGCUGUGGGACAAGGGCCCCCCGAGCGCCACGGCGGCAGCUGCUGCGCCAGGAUCGGGACCAUGCCAGCCCUACGGAUGCCGCCCCUUCUCUGGCCAAGGAGCCUUUGCAGGCGCCCCGCCGGGCCUCCGACGGCGAGCGCCCCUAGGAGGCUGGGCGCUGUGGCCGGCGGAACAGCGCCCGGGCGGCGGCUGGACCUGCGGGGCGUCUACCCGCCCCUGACCACCCCCUUCGCCCCGCAGGGAGAGGUGGAUUACGCCCGUCUGGAGGAGAACACGCGCCUUUACGAGAAGAUCCCCUUCCGAGGUUUUGUGGUGCAGGGCUCCACUGGAGAGGCCCCCUACUUGACACAGCAGGAACGUCUGGAAGUGGUGAGACGGUUGCGGCAAGCUGUGCCCAAGGAAAAGCUGCUACUUGCUGGGUCUGGAUGUGAAACAACUCGGGGCACUAUUGAGAUGACAGCGCAAAUGGCGGACAAAGGGGCUGACGCUGCUCUUGUGGUGACUCCGUGCUAUUACCGGGGGAGCAUGGCCAGCGCUGCCUUGAUCCAUCAUUACAUGGAGGUGGCUGAAGCAUCUCCAAUCCCUGUGAUACUCUACAGUGUCCCAGCCAAUACUGGUCUGGAGCUUCCCAAUGAUGUGGUGCUCACCCUGGCACAGCACCCCAACAUUGUGGGGAUCAAAGAUAGUGGUGGCAAUAUUACCCGCUUGGGGCUGCUUGUCCAUAAAACCAAGCAUGAAGACUUCCAGGUACUGGCGGGAUCUGCUGGUUUUCUGCUGGCCAGUUACAUUGUAGGUGCUGCUGGAGGAAUCUGUGCCCUCGCCAAUGUGCUUGGUACACCUCUUUGUCAACUUGAGAGUCUGUGCCAUAAUGGAAGCUGGGACAAGGCCCGUGAACUGCAGCACAGACUCAUUGAGCCAAACUUAGCAGUGACUAGCAAAUUUGGAAUCCCAGGCCUCAAGCAGGCCAUGGAAUGGUUCGGUUACUCUGGAGGCCUCUGUCGUGCCCCCUUGCUCCCAUUAAGCAAGACACAAGUGACGGAGCUGCACCAGGAUUUCAGCUCUAAUGGCUGGCUGUGAAGAACAAAUCCAUUCCAUGCAAUAGCCAGAACC
This is a messenger RNA of Euleptes europaea (tarantolino), 1260 nucleotides long. It is a transcript of the gene HOGA1, whose product is annotated as 4-hydroxy-2-oxoglutarate aldolase 1. Gene Ontology annotation, molecular function: N-acetylneuraminate lyase activity; 4-hydroxy-tetrahydrodipicolinate synthase activity. The record is from RefSeq and is a predicted model, not a curated record. The coding region runs from base 1 to 1227 and encodes 408 amino acids. The transcript has 7 exons. Gene Ontology annotation, biological process: N-acetylneuraminate catabolic process. Lineage: Eukaryota; Metazoa; Chordata; Lepidosauria; Squamata; Sphaerodactylidae.